AUGGGGUACUUGGAGAACAAAAAAAUUCUCGUUCCGGAGCAACACGGAUUUCGCCAAAGUCGCUCCUGUACCACUGAUCUGUUGAUUGCUCGUGCAGGCUGGACGGAAUCUGUGGACGCUGGUGUAUUAGCCGACGCGGCCUACCUGGAUGUCUCAAAAGCAUUCGACCGUCUAAAGCAUCGCAUUCUCCUACCCAAACUCCAGAAAUAUGGAAUUCGCGAUCCUGUUUUGGGUUGGAUAGGAGACGUUCUCGAGCAACGUCACCUGAAUGUGAGGGUUGAAAGCAACUUAUCAGAAUCCAUCGAAGUUCAGUGCGGCGUACCUCAAGGCUCGGUACUUGGAACCCGCCUGUUCCUGGUUUUCAUAAAUGAUCUCGUGCGCGUGCUUUCUUCUAAAAGUUUGCUAUUUACUGAUGAUCUAAAUAUAUGGGGUGUUAUAGCUGCAGUGGAGGAUCGCACAGCGUUACAGGAGGAUCUGGACGAAGCGUACACAUGGUCCAUCGAGAACAUGCUGCAUUUCAACGUCACCAAGUGCAAAGUUGUCAACAUGCGGCACAAGAGUAUGCACAAGUACCACCUAGGACCACAAAUUCUGCAGAGGGCUUCUCACUAG
Dicrocoelium dendriticum is the source of this 612-nucleotide messenger RNA. The record is from the annotation of a GenBank genome assembly. NCBI's taxonomy places the organism in Eukaryota, Metazoa, Platyhelminthes, Trematoda, Plagiorchiida, Dicrocoeliidae.